CCCAAUUCCAUUUUCCUCCUCCGACUCUUUUUCUCUACCGAGAGAAAGAACGAGGAGAAAAACUCGGUUUGAUUUCAGAUCAAAAGACAGAAAGUGCGAUUUGUUUAAAGGGUUGAAUCUUGAUUCAACAAAUGACGAACAACAGUGAGCUAAAAAAGGAGCUUUUGGAGCAAGUUUACCAUGAAAACUGCCCGGGUUGUAAAGUGGAUCGUCAAAAACGGAUGCAAAAGGGGUUACCCAUUAAGGAGCUCAUUUUUAUUUGGAUCGUGGUCUUAUGUGUUGCAUUGCCAAUAUCAUCUCUCUUUCCAUUUCUUUAUUUCAUGAUAAAGGAUUUCAACAUUGCGGAGAAAGAGGAGGACAUUAGUUACUAUGCAGGUUUUGUUGGGUCUGCAUAUAUGAUUGGAAGGGCAAUGACAUCUGUGUUUUGGGGAGUGGUGGCUGAUAGAUAUGGUCGCAAACCAGUUAUUCUUUUGGGCACAUCAACAGUGGUUAUUUUCAACACACUUUUUGGUUUUAGUGUAAAUUAUUGGAUGGCUAUUGCUACAAGGUUUCUUCUUGGAUUUUUAAAUGGGCUACUUGGACCAAUAAAGGCAUAUGCAUGUGAACUUUUCCCUGAAGAACAUCAAGCUUUGGGAUUGUCAGCUAUUAGUACAUCAUGGGGAAUAGGACUCAUCAUUGGCCCAGCUUUGGGAGGUUACCUUGCACAGCCUGCAGAGAAAUUUCCUGCUCUAGUAUCUUCAGAUUCUCUAUUUGGGAGAUUUCCAUACUUAUUGCCUUGCCUUUGUAUCUCCAUUUUUGCACUUUUUGUGACCAUUGCUGCAUUGUGGCUUCCGGAAACAUUACAUUUUCAUAAAAAAGACGAGUUGGAGUCUGCUUCAUAUGAUACUGAGGGAAAGACAAAUGAAGGAAAAGAUUCAAGUUUAGGAAGCCUCCUGAAAAACUGGCCACUAAUGUCUUCUAUUAUUGUCUACUGUGUUUUUUCACUUCAUGACAUGGCUUACUCAGAGAUUUUCUCAUUGUGGGCUGUGAGCCCUAAGAGUUUGGGGGGAUUGAAUUAUACUACUGAAGAUGUAGGGACAGUUUUGUCUGUUACAGGGGUUGGACUUCUUGUCUUCCAGUUCACAUUGUAUCCAAUUAUGGAGAGGAUAUUUGGCCCCAUAGUAGUAGCUCGCAUUGCAGGAGUUGUGUCUAUACCACUACUCACAAGUUAUCCAUUCAUAGCCAUGUUGACUGGAUUUGCUCUCUCGUUGACUUUAAAUUGUGCAUCCAUUAUAAAGAAUGUUUUAUCUGUAUCCAUCAUAACAGGGACAUUCAUGCUGCAAAAUAAAGCUGUGGAUCAACACCAAAGAGGUGCAGCGAAUGGUAUAGCCAUGACUAUGCAGUCAAUUUGCAAAGCCAUUGGUCCAGCUUGUGGAGGAGCACUAUUGUCGUGGUCCCAACAAAGAAAAAAUGCAGCAUUUCUUCCUGGUGACCAAAUGAUAUUUUUCAUCUUGAAUAUAAUCGAAGCAAUUGGAGUUAUAUUGACGUUUAAACCGUUUUUGAUCACAAACCAUUACUAAGUUGGUAGCAUUCAAAUCUAGCUUCAACUCACAUUGGGCAAUUGCUACUCUACAUAACCAAUUCUACAUAGACUUUCAAUAAUAUGUCAAUAUCUAUUGACUAUUGUUGUAGCUGUAAAAAAGGCCUCUAGCUUGUAUUGCAUUGGGUUUUGGAUGUAAUUUUUAUAAGGGUUAGAGUAUGUUUCAUGUAUUAUUAAUAAUUUGAUUAUUCUAUAUAAGGAAGAGAAGGGGGGUUCUUUACAACUUUUUGUUUGCCAUUUUUUUUUAUAACAAGUAAUCCGAUACUUUGUCUUUUUAUGUCAAAGUGAGUCAAAACUCAAAACAAGUAUUUUGUGGGGGUGAGUCAAGGAAGUAGAGUGAGGUUGGUUUGACCGGCAAACAUUUUAUUACCGUUACAAAUUAAUGUAUUAAAUAUGAUUGUAAAAGACAGUAUAACGGGUUGUUUGUAAGCCUCUUUACCAGGCAGUAAAAAGUUAGUCUCACUCAGUGAAAUUCUAACUGUUUGAUAGAAGUCUUUGAUUUCGUCCAGUAACCUCUUAUCAGGUGUAAUAAGAGGUUGGGUUUGAUUCGAAGUUGGCCUAUCAAACAACCCC
Lactuca saligna is the source of this 2152-nucleotide messenger RNA. Lineage: Eukaryota; Viridiplantae; Streptophyta; Magnoliopsida; Asterales; Asteraceae. The record is from the annotation of a GenBank genome assembly.